AUGACCGCGACACGACCGGACAUUGCCUUUGCUGUGAGUUACGUUUCGCGCUUCAUGGAAAACCUCCAAGUCGAGCACUGGAUGGCGGUCAAGCGCAUUUUGCGAUACUUACAAGGGACUAAGUCGGACGGCAUCUGUUUCAAGUCUGAUGACAAGAUAGACUUCUGCGGCUACUCGGAUGCAGACUGGGCCGGCGACCAUGCAGACCGCAAGUCGACUUCGGGAUAUGCGCUCAUCCUGAUGGGUGAUCCGGUGAGCUGGGGAAGCAAAAAGCAGUCAAGUGUGUCGCUGUCAACAAGUGAAGCUGAGUGCAUUGCAUUAAGUCUGGCUAUUCAAGAAGGCAAGUGGGUGCAUCGAUUGCUAUGCGAGAUUCUGGAUGCCGCAGAGGACAAGUCUGGACCCAAGCUCAAGAUCAUGGAAGACAACCAAUCGUGCAUCAAGAUGACGAAGAAUCCUGUGAACCAUGUUGAAAAGACAGCGGCUGUGAAGAAGACACCUCGUCAAGCUGCGUCAAGUGUUGAAGCAAGUGGAAGACCAAGCUUCGCUAUACCGGUGGGUACCGGUAUGUACCAGUAA
Molecule: messenger RNA, 576 nt
Organism: Peronospora matthiolae
Lineage: Eukaryota; Oomycota; Peronosporomycetes; Peronosporales; Peronosporaceae
Source: the annotation of a GenBank genome assembly